Molecule: messenger RNA, 2202 nt
Organism: Schistosoma spindalis
Lineage: Eukaryota; Metazoa; Platyhelminthes; Trematoda; Strigeidida; Schistosomatidae
Source: the annotation of a GenBank genome assembly
AUGUGGCAAGAAAUAUCACAAAAUUUGUGUAAAAAUGUGUCGGAUACUUUUUUAUUGGAAUACAUGCAUAAAUUCUGUGGUGGCAACCCUCACUGUUCUGGCAGCAAAGAAAAUUACGAGUUAGCAAACUCCAUAGAAAGGAGCUGGAAAGAAUGGGGUUGGCCUGUUGUUGACAGACAAGAAUUUUAUGUUACUCUUCCUUUGGGCCCUCCUGAGAAUGGUCCAUGGAAUGAAGUCCUUCUUACCAACUUGGACGGUACCGAAGUCAUGCACAGAGCUCAAAAUAGUGUUACUGUUCCAUUGAAAUCUGAAACCUCUCAAAAUGUAACUGUUGAUAACUCCGGCAGUAACCAAUUACCUGUUUAUCAGGCUUAUUCGUGCUCUGGUGAGUCGUUUGGAUAUUUUGUAUUUGUGAACUAUGCAAGACGUAAGGAUUUGUUGUUGUUUGAUAAAUUGCAAGGCCGAAAGAAGGGUGAACCUAGUCAUAUAUGCAACAAGAAUGUCAUUGUAAUUGCCAGACUGGGCAACGGAACUCGACAAUCCAAGUUAAAAAAUUUAAUGGAACAUUGUGCUUGUGGUCAAAACAAUACUUCACUUCCUGACCACCAUCCUGGCGCUCUUAUUCUGUAUCCUGAUCCACAGGACUUUGCUGUAAAUGGUCUAGUUUAUCCUAAUGGGAAAGGGCUACCAGGGGAUGCUCCUGUAUUUGGUCAUAUGAAUAUGAAAUAUGCUGGCGGUGGUGAUCCGACCUGCACAGGAUUUCCAUCACUUCCCCAUAUUUACCGAACUGAUACACUUCUACAAGGUGAUGCCCUUACACAGAUUCCUGUUCAACCUAUUGGCUAUGAUGAUGCCAAAAUAUUUUUAUCGAGCUUAGAGGGACCAACUAUCCCUAAUGAUUGGGACACUCGUUUGGCAACUCAUUUGGGACCAUCAACUAAAACCUGUUUAAAAGUUGUAGUACAUAAUCAAGUCUCUAAAAACCCAGUAAAGUUAUGUAAUAUAGUGGGUAUAAUGCCGGGUGAAAUGACACCUACUUCAACUGAAUCUGAUCAAUAUGUAAUUAUGGGUAAUCAUCAUGAUGCAUGGGUACAAGGCGCUUGCGAUCCAGGAUCAGGUAUGGUGAUUUUACAAGAAAUCGCUCGAAUUCUUGGCGAGGCUUAUCGUAAUGGUUUCAAACCUCGUCGUACAAUAAUUCUUGGUUCUUGGGACGGAGAGGAAUUUUCUGUCUUGGGUUCAACACAUUUUGUACAUAAAUCUGAAUAUGAACUAUUAUCUAGAUGUGUUGUUUACAUCAAUUCAGAUUGUCCAAUUAAAGGUCAUAACAAUUUUUCAGCUCGAACCGAUAGUUUAUUAAUUGAUAGUCUUAUAAAUGCUGCAAAAUUGGUUCCAGUUGACCCACCAAUAAAUAUGCAAUCAUUCUAUGAUGAAUGGUUAAGUAAUAAAAUGGGUGAUCGUAAUGAACCUGUUGUUUUUCUAGAAUCACGGAUUCCAUCAACAUAUCCAGAAUUUCUACCAGACGAUGGCUUAUACAAUACACCAGUUUACCACACUGCCUAUGAUAUUAUUGAUGUUGUAGAAAGAUUUACUGAUCCUACUUCACCAUUUACAGGACACUUCCCUCGACAUAGAUUAAUUGCGCGUUUAAUAUUAACGCUCAUCAUACAGUUUGCAUGUGCUCCACGUCUGCCACUUUCGAUAUUGAGAUGUUCACAAUGUUUAUUGGAUGAUUGGUUGAAAUUUAUGGAGUUAGUAACGCAUCAAAUACCUAAUAUUUCAGAAUAUGGUGUGAAUCUAGAUUGGAUAUUGGAAGAAAUCCAGACGUUUAAGAAGUCAUCUCAAGAUUUUGAAAAUUUUGCAAAUACUAUGGAACGAAAUUGCACUAGUUUUCCCUCCUAUCUCAAUCGUAUACUUGUUGGUGUUUCUAAACAUUUUGUUGCUGCUGGUCAAUGUGAAAAAUCAUCUUUAAAAAAUGUCAUCCAAGGAACUACUGGUUAUAAAUCAGUUUAUUUUCCUCAUGUAAAAUCAUCAUUUAAAAAUCUUAAAAUAUUAUAUAAUAAAUGUAAGACAGAAACUUCAAAUUCAACAGAACUGCACGAUUUCAAACUGGAGCUUUCAAAUGUUUUGAAUUGUUUACAACAACUAACUAAUUGGCUUCGAAAUAGUUGGAUUGGUUUAACUAAUUCUUCAGUAGUAUUAUAA